AUGGCCACAAAUGGUGCCUGCAUUGACCUUUCAUCUCUGUCAUGUGGAAAGCUACGGCUAAAGUUUAGCCCUUCGCUAUGCUCAAAAGAAAUGGGAUUAGGCUCCUUGUAUUGGGCUGUAAUUGGAAUUAGUACCCAUUUUUCCUCUAUCAAUGCAGCUGAUAAAGGGCCAAUCCUGUUGGUCAUGUGUCUAGAGGAUACUAAGCUCAUUGUGGGCUUCCAAGCUCCCUGGAACAUCUCAAAUUCUUUUAGUGCCCAGAGACUGGGUGCUGCCAUCCAGAUUGCCACAGAGAAGGUCAAUUCUGACCCAGUUUACUUGGGUAACUAUACCAUGGAGUUUACAUAUACCAACUCAGCCUGCAGUGCCAAAGAAUCCCUUGAUGGUUUUAUCAAGCAAGUCCAGAAAGAAAGGAUUUCUGCCCUCUUUGGACCCAUCUGCCCAAGAGCAACAGAGGUCACUGGCUUGUUGGCUUCACAAUGGAACAUUCCCAUAUUUGGAUUUGUCAGGCAAACAACUAGAUUGGAGAACAGAUUCUUGUAUGAUACCUACAUGAAUCUUGUGUCACCUGUUCAAAAAAUGGGGGAAGUACUUCAGGCAAUUCUACACUAUUUUGGCUGGAAACACAUUGGGUUGUUUGGAGGAACCUCAAGGGAUUCCUCUUGGCAUGAAAUUGGUGAGCUGUGGACAACUGUGGAAAACCAGCUCAAAUCCCAUUUUGUCAUCACUACACAAGUCAGGUGUCGUAGCAACAAUCAAGCUCUCCUUCAAGAGAAUCUCCAACUUGUAACAUCCUCUGCCAGAAUUAUCAUUUUAAUCUGCAGCAUGGCUGAUGCCUGGGCUAUUCUUCUGGCCACAGAGAUGCUGGGACUACCCCCUGGGAAAUUUGUCUUCUUCAUUUUGCAGCAGUCAGAGGAUUUUUGGAAAGAAGUGUUGACUCAUCAGAAGAAUGAUCACAUCCCCAAAGCCUUCGACUCUAUGUUUCUCAUAACUAUCACUUCUUCUGAUGAACAUUCCAGAAACUCUGAUUUCAUGAAGGAGGUUUAUGAAAAGCUGAAGGAGAAGCCCUUUUUGAGUUCCCUUUCAUCAGUGGAACAGGUGAGUGCUUAUUCUGCGUACCUUCAUGAUGCAGUCCUACUCUAUGCUUCAGCUGUAAAGGCAAUGUUAAAGGAAGGAAAGGAUUUCCGUGAUGGAAGGCAGCUUCUGAGAACCAUAAAAGGUGACAAUCUGACUGAGUUCCAUGGAAUCACAGGACAAAUCAGGAUAGAUGAGUUUGGAGAGAGGCAAGUGGAUUACUUGGUCCAUAUCCUAAAGAAAACUGGAGAUUCUUCUACUUUCAUACCUUUUCUUCAUUACAACAGCCAUAGGAAAAUAAUCAGCCCCAUGGGAGACUUCUCCAAUGGCAGCUGGCCCAAUGGGUCUCUUCCCAAAGACAAACCUGCCUGUGGCUUUUCUAAUGAACACUGUCAAACUACAUUUGUAAGUGUCACCAUGCUCAUUGUGAUAGCUCUCCUCAUCCUGGUAACAGUCUUUGGAGCUGCCAGCAUUGUAUUUUUUUUAAAGAUGCAGAAAAAGAAUCUAUUAGUACCCCCUAAUAAUGCUUGGUGGAAAAUCAACUAUGAGGACAUCGUCAUUUUGCCCCUUAACAAGCAAUCACAGAGGGGCACACCUGUGUCUAGAGGAAAUGAAAGCUGUAGCUCAAGCAUGAUGACUGCAAGCAAUCUGCGCUCAGACUUCCAGGACAAGCACGGUGAAGAAGCCUUUUAUACCACUGUGGGUCUUUACCAGGGCAAUCAUGUUGCCAUUCGAUACAUUGAAAAUGAAAAUGAAUCCUGUUUUAGGAAGCCAUCUGUUUUGCAAGAAAUACAGCUGAUGUGUGAGUUGAAGCAUGAAAACCUAGUUCCUUUCUUUGGUAUUUGCAGCGAGCCACCCAACAUCUGUCUUGUUAUUCAGUACUGCAGGAAAGGAAGUCUGAAGGAUGUUCUAAGAAAUUCUGACAUUGAAUUGGAUUGGAUAUUCAAGCUAUCUUUUGCCCAUGACAUAGUCAAUGGAAUGUUGUUUCUCCAUAAAAGCCCAUUGAACUCUCAUGGCAACCUGAAAUCUUCCAACUGUUUGGUUGAUAGUCGAAUGCAGGUGAAGCUGUCUGGAUUUGGGCUUUGGGAACUGAAGCAUGGAAGAAAGUCUAGAUCAAAGAGUGAAAAAAAUACGGACUAUUCAGAACUCUACUGGAGAGCCCCAGAGCUGUUACGGCUGGAGGAGCCUCCAGCUCACGGCACUCAGAAAGGAGAUGUUUAUAGUUUUGCUAUCCUGAUGAGGGAGCUUAUUUAUAACAAUCGACAUGGGCCCUUUGAAGACUUGAACAAGGAGGCUGAAGAAAUCAUCAAUAGAAUCAAAGACCAUACUGCUGCUGUACCUCUGAGACCAAAGCUGUCAAAGGAGAAGUGUAGUGAGAAAGUUAUAGCCAUGUUGAAGACUUGCUGGGAUGAGUCUCCAGAGAAAAGGCCAACAUUCUCCCGGGUCAAGAGAAUCUUAAGAGAAGCCAGCCCAGAAGGUCACACGAGCAUCCUGGACAGCAUGGUGAACAAGCUAGAAAAGUAUGCCAAUCAUCUGGAGGAGGUGGUGGAGGAGAGGACAACACAGCUACUAUCUGAGAAGAAAAAGAUAGACAAACUUCUGUCUACCAUGUUGCCCAGCUUCAUCGGGGAGCAGCUCAUAGCUGGGAGAUCUGUGGAACCAGAACACUUUGAUUCUGUGACCAUCUUUUUCUCUGACAUUGUUGGAUUUACGAAGCUGUGUUCUCUCAGUACCCCCCUGCAAGUCGUAGGUCUCCUCAAUGACUUGUACAGUUUAUUUGACAACAUUAUUACAACAUAUGAUGUCUAUAAGGUUGAAACUAUUGGUGAUGCCUACAUGGUGGCAAGUGGUCUCCCCCUCCGCAAUGGCAUCCGACAUGUGGAGGAAAUUGCUACAAUGUCACUGUACUUCCUUAGUGCCGUGGUCCAUUUCAAGAUUGGACACAUGCCAGGGGAAAAACUGAAGCUUCGGAUUGGCCUACAUACAGGUCCUGUAGUUGCUGGUGUUGUGGGGAUCACAAUGCCAAGGUACUGCCUAUUUGGAGAUACUGUGAAUAUGGCAUCCAGGAUGGAAAGCAACAGCCUCCCUCUUCGGAUUCAUGUUUCUCAGACCACUGCCAGUGCCCUGAAGUUCAUAGGGGGCUAUGAUCUGCAGGAACGAGGCACCAUUAAAGUAAAGGGCAAAGGAGAACAAACUACCUAUUGGCUAAAAGGAAAAGCUGGGCUUGCCAUCUCCCUGCCAGAGUUCACUGAAGAGAAUGAGUCCCAGAAAUCCUUAGGGGAGCUUCUCCUUACCAGAGAUGUCUGAAAGAAAAACAGAGACCACUUAAACAAAGCUUGGAAGGAGUCCUCUAUGAGAAGGUGCCUUCUCUCCUGGGUCAGCCACGGAGAGGGCAAUUCUGU
This is a messenger RNA of Dromiciops gliroides (monito del monte), 3473 nucleotides long. RefSeq names its product guanylate cyclase 2G-like. The coding region runs from base 1 to 3378 and encodes 1125 amino acids. The record is from RefSeq and is a predicted model, not a curated record. The transcript has 23 exons. Gene Ontology annotation, biological process: cGMP biosynthetic process; intracellular signal transduction; protein phosphorylation. NCBI's taxonomy places the organism in Eukaryota, Metazoa, Chordata, Mammalia, Microbiotheria, Microbiotheriidae. Gene Ontology annotation, molecular function: peptide receptor activity; guanylate cyclase activity; ATP binding. Gene Ontology annotation, cellular component: membrane.